UUAUUAUUUAAGAGGGCCAGCUGCACUGGAAAACAUUCCAACAGAGUAACACAGACAAUGGCUUCCCCUCAGUUCAAUUACUGCGCCUACGUCGACCCCAGCUCCGGGGGAGACCGCAUCGGCCACCUCGACCUGCAGUCAGAACACAUUCAACCACUGUCAUUCACGUCCGGCACGCGAAUCAACAACCUAUACCAGGUCAUCGAAGCCGGCGAAGCCAACAUCCUCCCCGCGCGUGAAGACCCAAUCCUUCUAUCCCAGGUCAAACUGCUCCCCACCAUCUCCGGCCGCGACAUCCUGGCCGUGGGCAAGAACUACGCCGAACACGCCAAAGAAUUCAACUCAUCGGGCUUCGACUCUUCAGACAAAGUCGACCAGCCCAGCGCGCCAGUGAUCUUCACAAAACGGGCAACGUCCAUCAUCGCGCACGGCGAGGAUGUGCUCCUCCAUCCGGAAUUCACGCAGACGCCCGACUACGAGGGCGAAAUUGGCGUCAUCAUCGGCAAGGCUGGGUAUAAAAUUCCCGAGUCGCAGGCGAUGGACUAUGUCUGGGGAUACACCAUCAUCAACGACUUCACGGCUCGUGAGAGACAGCGGGACCACAAGCAGUUCUAUAUCGGCAAGUCACCGGAUACUUACUGCCCCAUUGGGCCUGUUGCUGUGCCCAAGGAGAGACUGCCGGAGAAUCUGCGUCUACAGACGUUCGUCAAUGGCGAGGAGCGGCAGAAUGCUACAAUAGAUCAAUUGAUAUUCAGCAUCCCGAACUUGAUUUCGACGCUGUCCCAGGGGCAGACGAUUCAGCCUGGGGAUACGAUCGCAACAGGGACCCCGUAUGGCGUGGGCUUUGGGUUCAGACCGAUGAAGUUCCUCAAACCUGGCGAUGAGGUGAAAGUCUCAGUUACUGGGCUGGGAGCACUCGUCAACCACAUGGCAAGCCUAGAUGCAAUCAACCCAACGAUCGAACGCAUCAACACCACCUCCUCAAUCCCAGUCUCCAACCAGAAGACCAGAAGUAGCAACGGCCUCGUCAACAUCGGUACGAAGAGCCUCUUCUACCAAUUCCGAGGCCAGCCCGACGCCGACCCCGUCAUCUUCAUCCACGGCCUAGGAGGUUCCUCUACCUACUUCACCCCUCUGGUCGAGAAACUAUCCAAAACACACGCCUGCCAUCUAACAGACCUCGAAGGCCACGGCCUCUCUCCAACAAACGGGCUCAGCAGCCUCACAAUCUCCUCCCUGGCAUCCGACAUCCGAACCCUCUACACGACUGUCUCAACCCAGUCUGAAAAGCCAGUAACCAUAAUUGCCCACUCAAUGGGCUGUCUCGUCGCCCUCAAACUCGCCCUUGACUCCUCAUUCCCAGCCUCAAUCUCAAACCUCAUCCUCCUGGGUCCCCCUCCUUCGCCCCUCCCGGCAGCAGCAAGCAACGCAACCUACGCCCGUGCCGAAACAGUGCGCAGGGACGGCAUGCUGGCAGUCACAGACGCGAUCGUCAACGCAGGCCUUUCGCAGCGUACAAAGUCUGAAAACUCGCUUGCUGUAACGGCUACUAGGCUAUCGCUGCUUGGUCAGGAUGCAGAGGGGUAUGCGAAGGCUUGUAUGGCGCUUGCGCGGUCGGCUGAGGAAACUUUGAAUGUAGAGGGGGUGGCGGGGAGUAGGACGUUGAUGGUGACGGGGACGGAUGAUGCGGUUAGUCCGCCUACUUUGUGUGAGAAGUAUGCGCAGAGAAUUGGAAGUGGGAAGGGACAAGCGAAGGUGGUGGUGUUGGAGGGUGUAGGGCAUUGGCAUUUGUUUGAGGAUUUGGCGAAGACUACAGCGGCGGUUUAUGAGUUUAUGGGCAUAGACUAGGAGGUGGGCGUUUCCUGCAUUAACAGCCUUUGACCAUUAAUUUAAAUGGUAUAUACAGAAUCCCCGAAACAGUAAUAUAUACACUUUAGAAACUAAGCAACC
Messenger RNA from Aspergillus versicolor CBS 583.65, 1950 nucleotides. Its product is annotated as bifunctional fumarylacetoacetate hydrolase/alpha/beta hydrolase family protein. NCBI's taxonomy places the organism in Eukaryota, Fungi, Ascomycota, Eurotiomycetes, Eurotiales, Aspergillaceae. The coding region runs from base 58 to 1848 and encodes 596 amino acids. Gene Ontology annotation, molecular function: acetylpyruvate hydrolase activity. The transcript has a single exon. The record is from RefSeq and is a predicted model, not a curated record.